Paramecium sonneborni is the source of this 968-nucleotide messenger RNA. NCBI's taxonomy places the organism in Eukaryota, Ciliophora, Oligohymenophorea, Peniculida, Parameciidae. The record is from the annotation of a GenBank genome assembly.
AUGGGUAUUUAGUGUUCUUAAUGCUAAAUUAAUAAUGAGAAUGAAUCAAUUCUUGCUAAUGUGGUUACAGAUCAUAAGAACUGUAUGUAUAUGGAAGAUCUUGAAGAUAGUUUCGAAAGUGAUCCAAGUAAUAUAGAAUCAAUAUAAAAAUUUUAUAGAUAAUCCACCUUCUACUACUAUAAAUAAAACAUUGGAAGAAAAAAGCAUAUAAUUUUUAAAGAUGAAAAAAGAAAGCUAACAUACUAUACAAUCUGAAUGUUACAAAUCAGAAGAAUUGUAAAUGGAUGAUGAUUCUAAAUUUUUCGGAUAAACUAAGGAUGGUUAAGCUAAUGGAUAUGGAAAAUUAUGGUUAAAAAAUGGAGAUUAUUAUGAAGGUGAUUUUUUGAAUAAUUUGAUGCAUGGUAAAGGAAUCUAUAACUAUAAAAAUGGACCAAUUUUUGAAGGUCAAUUUUUAUAUAAUAAACCAGAUGGAUUUGGUAUGGAAUCUUGGCCAGAUGGUUCUAUAUAUGAAGGAUAUUUUAAAGAAGGUAAAAAAUCUGGUAAAGGAUGUUACAAAUGGUAUCAAGGAUGUGUUUAUGUUGGAGAAUGGAAGAAUAAUAAAAUACAUGGGACUGGAAGAUAUGAUUGGCCUGAUGGAAGGGUAUGAUGAUAGAUAAUAAUUCCAGUCUUACUCCGGUAGUUGGAUCUGUAAUCAAAUGCAUGGAAGAGGAAAGUACAUUUGGUAGGAUGGCAAAUGUUAUGAUGGUGAAUAUUAGAAUGAUAGAAAAUAAGGAUAUGGAAUAUUUUAUUGGCCUGAUUCCAAAUAAUAUUAAGGUUAAUGGAAAGAUGGUAAAUAACAUGGGAAAGGAGUUAUGAUCUAUCCUGAUGGAAAAAAAAGAGUCGGACAUUGGUAAAAUGGAAAAUUGUUGAAUUAUACUGAAGAUGACAAUCUUCUUCAAAUAAUUCCUGAUAACUGGUUGCAAUAAUGA